AUGAUAUUCACUAUACCCAGGGCGAUAUUCCGCUUCUUUGCGCUAUCUUUCAUAAUAUGGCUUGUCCUCACCACCAUCCUCCCACAAACUACCAUGAAAUACUCCAAUAACCAAGUACGAACCAACAAGUUUAGGCGAUCGCAGUAUCCCUACAAUUCCAUAACUCUGCCUACACCAUUGCCCAUAGCCAACAGCCUGGUGUAUUUCAUAAUAGCCCACCCCGACGAUGAAGUCAUGUUCUUUUCGCCAUCGGUAGUGGAGAUCUCCAAGCUGAAGUACAACAACUCAGUGAAGUUGGUGUGUUUCUCCCGUGGUGAUGCUGUGGAUGAAUCCAUGGGCAGAAUUAGAAGGAAUGAGUUGUAUGACAGCGCGAGAAUAUUGGGUGUUCAAGAUGUCACGGUGUUGAAUUACCCCGACGGUAUGAAUGAAACGUGGGCAUUACUGGAUAUACGACAAAGCUUGAAAGAGAAUGUGAAGCCAGUUGAAGGAAAACCGACUGUGUUGAUUACAUUCGACGAAGGUGGUGUGUCUAGUCAUGCUAACCACAUUGCAUUGUACCAUGGUACUAAAAGCUAUUUCAAGAGAAACGGAAACGCCACGUCUACUAGAUUGCUUGUUCUCAAGAGUGUGAACUUUUGGGAAAAGUAUAGUUUUACUUUAUUGACUGACGUUGAACUAUUUGUGGAUCACUUGUCCAGUUUUAUUAGCAAGGUGGUUAACUUUAAUAUCAAUGUAAGCUUCUUUACUGCAGCACCUUCAAGCUCCAUCAAGAUUUAUUCUGAUUUGAACAUGUUGAGUGUUAGUUAUGCUGCCAUGUGCUAUGGCCAUUUCAGUCAAAUGGUAUGGUUUAGAUAUGGAUGGUUGUUGUUGAGUCGAUAUUUGACCUUUAAUCAUUUAAUAGAGUUGUAG
This is a messenger RNA of Spathaspora passalidarum NRRL Y-27907, 909 nucleotides long. Its product is annotated as N-acetylglucosaminylphosphatidylinositol deacetylase. The transcript has a single exon. Gene Ontology annotation, cellular component: endoplasmic reticulum. Gene Ontology annotation, biological process: GPI anchor biosynthetic process. NCBI's taxonomy places the organism in Eukaryota, Fungi, Ascomycota, Pichiomycetes, Serinales, Debaryomycetaceae. Bases 1 to 909 code for a protein of 302 amino acids. The record is from RefSeq and is a predicted model, not a curated record. Gene Ontology annotation, molecular function: N-acetylglucosaminylphosphatidylinositol deacetylase activity.